AGGCCAUGUGGCGUAGUAUUAUAAAACCGCGGACUGUCCAGGGAUCAUAUCGGAGAGAACAGGAGUCACUAGAAGAAUGCAGUACUGCCAUUGGCUGUGUACGGGGGUUGCGUUGGUAGUCGUGUUGGCGUGUGCCUCCUGGCAGGCGCGCGCCGCCGUUAUCUCCGUCGACUUUGGCGGAGAAUGGAUAAAAGUGGCUCUAGUCAAGCCUGGUGUCCCCAUGGAGAUUGUCCUCAACAAGGAAUCAAAGAGAAAAACAGCGGCUGUCGUGUCCAUGAGAAAAGAUGAGAGACUGUUUUGGAGAUGCUGCUCUCUCUACGGGAGUGAAGUACCCCAAGAGUGCCUACUGGUACCUACAGCUACUGCUGGGGCAGAAAUUUGACAGUCCCCUGGUCACCAAGUACCGACAGUGGUUCCCUUACUACGACAUGAGGAAGGACGAGGAGAGAGGGACUAUACUUUUUCAGCAUGACAGUGAGACCGCGUAUUCUCCCGAGGAGCUGGUGGCUAUGAUCCUCAACUACACAAGAAUCAUUGCUCAAGACUAUGCAGAGCAGCCGAUCAGAGACUGUGUGAUCACUGUGCCAGUCUUCUACACCCAGGCCCAGAGGAGAGCCAUGCUCUAUGCGGCUAACCUGGUGGGUCUCAACGUGCUCCAACUAAUGACAGAUGCUGCAGCCACUGCUCUGAACUACGGUCUGUUUCGCCAGGCCUCCUUCAACGCCACUCCACAGUACAUCAUGUUCUAUGACGUCGGAGCCCUCAGCACCACUGCUUCCAUUAUUGAGUACCGAAAGGCUCAGGUGAAAGAGGGAAGCGUGGCCAACACGUACCCACAGCUGUCGGUGAAGGGAGUCGGCUACGACCAUCUCCUGGGAGGUCUUGAGAUUGACAUUCGCCUCCGAGAUCACCUGGCAAGGAGCUUCGAGGGUAUGAAGAAGACGCAGGGGAGUGUGUUUGAGUCGCCCAGGGCCAUGGGGAAGCUGCUGAAGGAGGCCAAGAGAGUGAAACGGGUUCUCAGCGCCAACACAGACUUCUAUGCUCAGGUUGAGGGUCUACUGGAAGACGUUGACUUUAAACUGAAGGUGACUCGCGAGGAGCUGGAGGCCAUGUGCUCCGACCUGUAUGACCGGGUCCAGGAACCAGUCAGACAGGCCCUGGAGGCUGCCGACAUGACAAUGGUGGAGAUGGACAGUGUCAUACUGAUGGGAGGUGGUACCAGAGUCCCUCGCUUCCAGGAGGCCCUGCUCAAAGCAGUCAACAAGCCUGACCUUGGUCGUAGUCUCAACACAGACGAGGCAGCUGCAUUGGGUGCAGUCUAUCAGGCUGCCGGACAGACCAAGCUGUUCAGGGUCAAGAAAUUCAUCGUCAAGGACGCAAAUGUCCUCCCUAUUGUGGUGUCUUUUGAGAAGCGUGUGAGUGGGGAGGGGGAGGAGGGGGAGGAAGAGGAGGAGGAGGUCGUGAAAGUGGUGAAGAAGACUCUGUUCCAGCGCAGCAACGCGUACCCGCAGAAGAAAGUGCUGACGUUCAAUCGCUACAGCAAAGACUUUCCGUUCUCGGUCUACUACAGUCAUCUGGGCUUCCUCAGCGACGAUGAGAAAACAUAUGUGGGCAGACUCAACCUGAGUGAGGUGUAUCUAGCUGGUGUCGGGGACGCCCUCUCCACCCACAGCGGGGCCGAGGCCAAGGGGAUCAAGGCUCACUUCAGGAUGGACGAGAGUGGACUGCUGCUUCUGGACUACGUGGAGUCUCUGUUUGAGUAUCCCCCCGAUGAAGAGGAGCAGUCCACCUUUGCCAAGAUUGGGUCCACAUUGUCCAACUUGUUUGGUGGAGGAUCUAGUGAGACGGAGACAACCGAAGAGCCUUCAUCAGCAGCUACCGAGGAGGGAGAGGGGGAGAAGGGGGAGGAGGGAGAAGGAGAGAAGGCAGGAACGGAGACGGAAGGAGAAGGGGAGGGAGUGAGUGAGAAAGAGGAAGAAGCGGGGGAAGGAGAUCAGGAGGAGAAGGUGGAGGAGGACGACGAGGGAGCUGUGGAAGAGGAAGACUUACAUUCAGAUGAAGGAGCUAAAGAGGAAGAAGAGGCUGUUCCAGUUGAAGAGGAGGAGGGGGAGGUGCCAGCGGGCGAGGAGACUCCUGAGUCAGCAGCAGCAGCUGGCAACAGUGAGGAAACGGAGACGAGGGACGAGACCCCGCCCACCGAGGAAACCACACCCCCAACUACCGACGAGGGGGAGGAGGGAGAUGAGAAGGAGGCAGAGAAUGAUAGUGAAACUACUCCAGGUAGUGUCUUAGCUGGAAUGGUGUACAGUGAAGUUACAUACCUGUGGCAACAAACAUUUUGCGAGAGAAAACUUGUGCAUGAUGUGGGAUUGGAGCUAGUACAAACCAUCACCAACAUUUCCAUUUCCCUCAAAUUUGUUUUUCCUAUUGAAUUUGUUUCCCACCAUGGCCAUGGGAGGACAUUCCAUAAUAGUCAUGCAUUUAGACUAAGAACUGCUGCGCUUAGAGUAAAGGCUCCCUAUCAUGUAUAUGCACAGAAGGUUUGCAAUGGUAAAGUUCUUAUGGGAAAAAGUGAAUGUGUGUAACUACUAUUGGACCAGCUUCUAUGCCCAUAACUGUUGGGUAACUGUUUUUCCUGCAGAGCCAGAGGGGUCGCAGGCCAACGACACGGCAUCGGACGCAGAGUCGACCAAGAAGUCCAAGAAGAAGGAGAGGAGAAGGUUCCAGCCAGCAGGACGGUGAAGGUCAACCUCACGGCAGAGAUCACCACUCUCGACCUGCCUUCCCUGACCUCAGUGGAUGUGGAACUCUCCUCUACCAAGUUGCGUGUGCUGCAAGAGAGGGACGACGAGAAAGUGGCCAACGUGAAGGCAAAGAACACCCUCGAGAGCUACAUGUUUGAGACGAGGUCGUGGCUGGAGGUCACGGAGGUCAUCGCCGUGUCGACCGAGGAGCAGAGGGAAGAGAUCCGUACGGUGGUGGGUGUGGUCUCUGACUGGUUUGAGGAAGAAGGCUACUUCAGUGCCGAGACCUCAGUUUACAAGAAGAAACUGCGGGAGCUGAAGCGGGCGUGUCGCAGCCUCAAGAAGAGGGUGGAGGAGGCGGAGAAACGGCCGAAACUCAUCGAGCGUCUCCGAGACUCCAUCAACAUGUCCCUCGGGUUCGCCCUGUACAUGAGGAACAUGACGAGCGAGCUCCAGAUAUUCACAGAGGUCGAGAUGACCACGCUCGGAAAACUCGUCAAUGAUUCAGUGGAGUGGUUGGUGACCUCCCUAGGCGACUUGGAGGCCACGCCCCCUCACGAAGACCCACCGGUCCUGUCACACCAGUUUGAGGAGCAGCAGAAGAAGCUGGAGCGCGAGAUGGGUUACCUCAUCAACAAGAUCAAGUCCCAACCUCUGCCUAAACCGAAGCCCUCGUCCAACGCCACCACAAAUGGCACAAAUAGUACCACCCCCGAGACUCCUGAGGUAUGUGUACGUCUGUGUUUUGUGGUGGUAUAAUGUAAUAGCAGUAGCUAAGACUUGUGAACUGUAGAGUGUUCAACUUACUUACAAACCCAUUGAGGUCCUCAGUUUCUGUUACACACACUCUUUUUUUGGGGAAAGACAGGAUAACUUAGUUCUUUUCUGGUGCUUGUCGUUCUUUGGUGAGAAGGACUGAGAGCUAUAGUGGUCCAAAUAAAUGGUUAGUUGUUGACAUCUUGAUUUUGAGGGAUUAUACUGCUUUUUCAUCACGACAAUAAUUUGAUACUGUCCCCAGGAGGCUAAAGAUGGGGGUGAUGGAGGUGGGGGGGAAGGGGGAGAAGGGGAGAGGGGACAGGGAGAGGAGGGAGAAGCGGAAGAGCCACUGGAACUCCCACCAGCCGAUGGAGACCUUCCCACAGUUGGUGAUGAGUCAGCAUCACCUGACGAGACUCCCAGUGAAGAUGCUCUACCUACGUCACCUACACGGGGCACUCCACGAGGGGAGCUGUAACCCCUGCUCUUUCUUCCCCUACUAGGAGACUUGUCUCUCAUUAGAAGUUAAAUUAUUCCACUGCAGUCAGCGUUUUCCUCUUACUUAACCACCGAUCAUGGUAGCUAAAUUAUUUUUAACAACUGAUUUGUUGAGCGUUGGCAUGCAGUAUGUCAGUCCACGUUUCAGGCUUCUACAACUGAUGCUUGAAGUUGCUGUAACAAAAUAAUGUAGACAAAAUGAUGGUGAUUCUGCACUAGGGUGCCUGACGCAGUGUUAAACAUUAUGUAAUGCAGAAAAAAGCAUAACUUGAAUGAGCACUACGCCAAUAUUUACUUCUAUAUCACCAGUGAUUUAUUUUUAAAACUGUAUAUACAAUCUUACACGAAGAUGAUAAUGAAGGGACAGACAACUGACUGUAGACUAAUACAUGACUGUACAAACAUACAACUUGGGAGUCUGUGAUAGAUAAUCACCAGAUGACUAUAUAGGAGAUGGAAGCUACUCUUCUUUGAAGAGAACGGCCAUGAUGGCUGCAGCUGUCCUGGGGGUGUCAGGGACAACUGCUCCACUCAGCAGCUCCUCCACAUCCACACCAGUACUACCCACGCCUCUCACUGAGGAUUGCUGGGCUGCAGCACUGCAGACAGAGAGAGAGAAACCGAGACAAGGAAACAAAACCCUGGAAGAAACCUGAAAGCUAAGAGCAUUGAAAGGCACUAACACAAACAUGACCAGAACCAGAAGCUUGACGAUUGUCGAUCGGUACUGUAAGAUGGAUUAUGAUGUGCUUAAAGUUUGAACCUCUUGAGAAUGUAGUGGAAGCAGGAGACGGCGUUGUCUCGCAGAAGGCCCAAUAUCAGACAAGGCCCAGAUGCCAGACCCUGUGAGACACAAAAUAGCACAAUGUCAAGGGAGAGCAUGGAAUGACCUCUUAUGUACCUUACUGUCCACACCGAGUGUUUCCAGAGCAGCGACCGAGCUGUGUGAGAGGUGAGUGAGUUGAAUGC
Geodia barretti is the source of this 4967-nucleotide messenger RNA. The record is from the annotation of a GenBank genome assembly. NCBI's taxonomy places the organism in Eukaryota, Metazoa, Porifera, Demospongiae, Tetractinellida, Geodiidae.